Messenger RNA from Ostrinia nubilalis (European corn borer), 609 nucleotides. RefSeq names its product chromatin complexes subunit BAP18-like. The record is from RefSeq and is a predicted model, not a curated record. The transcript is spliced from 5 exons. Gene Ontology annotation, cellular component: MLL1 complex; NURF complex. NCBI's taxonomy places the organism in Eukaryota, Metazoa, Arthropoda, Insecta, Lepidoptera, Crambidae. Bases 102 to 596 code for a protein of 164 amino acids.
ACUUUUCUUUUCUCAUGUUCUCUUGGAUGUUUUUUACAUUUUAUUGCUAAAUGGUAUCGGUUUAGAUUAUUUAGUGUUUCUGGAUCGAUCUCACAUCAAAAAUGAAUAAUUCAGCCGCUAAAGUAGGCGAAAUAUUCCGCGAGGCCGGCACGGCGUUCAACAAAUUGUCCGAAAUGACAAUGCUGUUGCACCCCAUGGGCGACUCACAACCUGGUGGCAAAUGGACAGAGGAAGAAAUCGAGAUGCUUCGCGCAUGCGUGCAUCGCUUCGCCAUUGAUCUGAACAAACUGAGCCAGCACAUCAAAAACAGAACCGCGUCGCAGAUUCGUACUACACUCAAGAAAAAAGCGUUCGAGGACGCAGGUAUACCUGUCAGGCAGGUAAGCAGCACUGUGACCAACUGCCAAACUCCGUCGCCGACUCCCCAGGUAGCUCCACACGCCGUGCACUCCACGCGUGACCCACAGCCCGUAUUAGGAAAAAACGCCGAGGUGACUCUGAACAUGUUGAACGCGACCGAGAACGAGGUCGACGUCGAGGGUCUGACCGGAGAUGUCAAACUCGAGUUCGAGCCGGCGGACGAAGUAGCCACCUGAAACCUGUUUAGCU